ACUGCUCCUACGCAAAGAAGGCGUGAACCUACGCACAUCAGCGGAAUUAGAAAUCGUUAAAGCAAUCAAAGAACGAGCGUGUUAUCUUUCGCCCAACCCCUUGAAGGAAGAGAGUUUGGACACCGAGAGAGCACAGUAUACAUUACCCGAUGGCACACAGUUAGAGAUUGGACCCGCGAGAUUCAGAGCUCCAGAAGUGUUGUUCCGACCAGAUCUCAUAGGGGAGGAAUGUGAAGGUCUUCACGAAGUCCUGAUGUUUGCAAUUCAGAAGUCAGACAUGGACCUACGUAAAGUCUUAUAUUCAAACAUAGUAUUGAGCGGAGGAAGUACAUUGUUCCGCGGCUUCGGAGACAGGCUUUUGGCUGAGAUAAGACGACUAGCACCCAAAGACAUGAAAAUCAGGAUCUCAGCACCCCAAGAGCGGUUAUACUCCACAUGGAUCGGGGGUUCUAUUCUGGCAUCACUCGACACCUUCCGCAAGAUGUGGGUUUCGAAACGCGAGUACGAUGAAGAGGGACACCGCGCUGUUCAUAGAAAAACAUUCUAGAUACAUUCUCUUCGCUUUCCAGAACAUUCUAGACAGUUUCUAGAGUAUUCUAGAAAUCAACAGGAAUUCAUAUUGGUGUUUAUAAGUUUUCCACUGUAUUUGGCCUUUAGAUUUUUUCUAACGAUUUCUAGACAUUUCUAGCUCUGUCUCUAGAAUUUUCAAUGCACUGUGGCUUGCUAGACACCUCGACAAGCUAAUGUCGCUUUUUGGUGUAGGAUUAAAUUGGUGUCGAUUCCGUUGUUUCCCAUUCUAAACUAAUUUGAAUGGUUUAGACUUUUUUUAAGUAAUAAAGUGUAAGGAAAUAAUGUUUUCAGAGAUAGCUGAAGUUUGAUCUGUGCUUUGGCCUUUGGUUUGAAAGAGACAGAUCUUUUUGUCUUAAAGCAGAAGGCAAAAAUAUUGGUCUCGUUUAUUAUAUGAAGUUCCAAGGAACAAUGGCAACAUUAUAGUUAUUGGAAUUCGUUAGCGUCUUCAAAUGUCUCAAA
Hyposmocoma kahamanoa is the source of this 1029-nucleotide messenger RNA. RefSeq names its product alpha-centractin-like. Lineage: Eukaryota; Metazoa; Arthropoda; Insecta; Lepidoptera; Cosmopterigidae. The transcript is spliced from 4 exons. The annotation marks the transcript as partial. The record is from RefSeq and is a predicted model, not a curated record.